AUGCACCGGGUCGAACGGACAGCCGAGCUGGCGAUGGGCCCAGUCUUCCUCGCCGCCAUCUCGUCGAUCAUCGCCGGGCUGCCGAUGCUGCUCUGCAAGACGCACGCCUUUUUCCAGGUCGGCGUCUUCCUCGUCGUGUCGAUGUCGGUCUCCUGGGUGUUCGCUAACUUUUUCUUCGUCCCCCUGCUCACGCUGACGCUGUCGCGACGACAGCCCUGCCAACAGUGCCACGACAAGGAUUUCCAAAUGGUCCCCCGAUAU
This is a messenger RNA of Mesorhabditis spiculigera, 261 nucleotides long. The record is from the annotation of a GenBank genome assembly. NCBI's taxonomy places the organism in Eukaryota, Metazoa, Nematoda, Chromadorea, Rhabditida, Rhabditidae.